AUGGAAAACGACUGGUACAUAAAGCGUACAUAUACCAACACAACAGCAGCGGCGAGCGACAACAAGGGCGUGAUGAUGAUGGCGGGAUCGGGAAAGGCAACGGAAAAAUCGGCGUCGGCAUCAGCUUUGGCAUUGGCAUCAGCAUCAUCGCGCGGCAGCGACAGCAAACGGAGCGCGAGGGUUACGUCCGUCGACCCUGAAAUUGAUUUUGAAACCACCGAAAAUAAAUAUUUGGAAGCAAAAAGUGCCUUUUUGAAAGCUAUCCAAAACAAUACGCCAUCGCUUCCUCCAACGGUUUCAAGUAGUAGCGCUAAUAAUAAUGUCGACUCUUUGGUUGGACAAAAUUGCUCAUUUGCCCUUUCUGCGGCCAAGAUUUGUUCGGAAAUUGAACUACCGAAAUUUAAGAUACCGCCAUUUAGUGGCGAUUAUCGACAAUGGCCAGAAUUUCGUGAUAUGUUUUUAGGGAGUAUUGAUUGCAAAAAACUCACUGGUGCUCAGAAGAUGCGAUAUUUGAAAUCCUUUUUAGAAAAUGACGCCGCGAAACUUCUUAACGGUAUUGAGAUUUCGGACGCGAAUUAUGAACAAGCGUGGGAAAAACUGGAACACCGUUAUGAUAAACCGUUAUACAUUGUUAACAGUUAUAUCGAAAGUUUUUUAAAAAUUUCCAACGUAGCAAUCGCGGAUAGUGGACACUUGCGUCGGUUAGUGGACAAGUCGGACGAGGUGAUUCGUGGUUUAAAAGCUGUUAAGGCUGAAGGGAGAGAUCCGUGGCUUAUAUACAUUUUGCUCGAAAAACUAGACUUUGAUACGCGAAAGGCUUGGUCUCUUCACACAAACCAUUCGGAAUCGGAAACUAUAGAUACAUUUCUUGAGUUUUUGGGGAAACGAAGCGAUGCUUUGGAAGCAUGUGCUAAGCCAAAUGAAUCGAAAUCGUCGGGAAAUAGACAGAAAACGCGCAUUUCGAAUAAUAUAAAGAGUCUUGCGGUUGCCAAGCAGUUAUGUCCCAUGUGUAAGGAAAAUCACGUCCUUUCACAGUGUUCUAAAUUUAUUGAGUUGCCCAUUUCGUCACGGCGUUCCUUUGCUCGAGACCAAAAGUUGUGUUACCGAUGUUUAGGAAAUAAUCAUUCGGCUUCGCGUUGUCGUUCGAAGAAUCAUUGUCCUCAUUGUAGCGUUCGUCACCAUGUUCUCGUGCACAUGGAUUCGUCAUCAUCGGUUGUUGAACCCGACAAAUUGAAUUUGAACGUCGGGCAAGCUUCAACAUCUAAUGCUGUUUCGAUUGCUAGUCAUCAUUCUCAUAAUGAAGUUCGGCCAUCUGGGAUUUUGCCCACUGUUGUUGCGCAGGUCAUGAAUGCAUCGGGACAAUUUUACAAAUGUCGCAUGCUGCUAGACACUGGAUCUCAAGCAUCUUUUAUUACGGAAAAUUUAAAGCUUGUGUUACUCAGGGUGUCGUUUCGCUCAAUGCAUCUUAGAUCUUGCGUUGAUUUAAAUGAUGUGGAAGUUGACGCUUUCAUUUUGAAUCGCAUAACUACGAAUACCCCUUUGAAAUCGUUUCGGAUUGAUCAAUCAUCGCUCUUGGGUGAUUUAAAGUUGGCUGAUCCAGGCUUUAACAAACCAGGUCCCAUUGAUAUUUUGCUGGGAUCUGAUAAGGCUUGGAGUAUUUUGCGUGAGGGUAGAAGAACGGACGAAGCUGGUAAUUUGGUUGCUCAUAAUACCGUUUUUGGAUGGGUGAUAACUGGUUGUACUCCCAACGAAGGUUUUGUUUCGCUACGAGUUGGAAUUGAUGAGGAUGUUGAUGUACUUUUAAGGUCCUUUUGGGAAGUUGAAGAGAUUGAUCCUAAAUUACAUUCAUCGGACUCAGGUGAUUUCGUAGACACCCAUUUUGUUAAUACAUUUUCGCGUGCGCCCGACAACAAAUACAUUGUUGAACUUCCUUUUCGCCAAAAGGACAUCGUUUUUAGUAACACACUCUCCGGAGCUUUGUCCAGAUUGUUCUCAAUGGAACGCCGUUUUGCUCGUCAGCCAAAUCUACGAUUUGAAUAUUGUUGUUUUAUGAGGGCAUAUCUGCAAUUAGGUCAUAUGGAGAAAAUUCCGGAAGCUGAGAUUGAACCAUCUUCGGGGAAGGUUUAUUAUUUGCCGCAUCAUGCAGUAGUUACAAACAAGCUACGCGUUGUCUUUGAUGGGUCUCAUCGAGAUGGAAAGGGUGUUAGUCUAAAUGAGGUCCUCCAUGUAGGACCUCCUCUCCAGCGGAACCUCAUCAACGUUUGCUUGCGGUUUAGGGUGCACAAAUAUGUUUUUGGAGCUGAUAUCGUAAAGAUGUUCAGGCAAAUUUGGAUUGACCCAAAUCAUUUUCAGCGUAUUGUGUGGCGAGAGAAUUCUACGGAACCAGUUAGUCAUUACCGAUUGCGUACCGUCACUUACGGUACUUCACUUGCUACUUUUUUGGCAAUGAGAGCUUUGAAACAGCUUGCCUUGGAAUACAAGAAACAGUUUCCUAUUGCUUCUCUCUCUAUUUUGCAUGAUUGUUAUGUUGAUGACAUCAUGACUGGGGCAGAAUCUGUUACUAAAAUUUUGGAGCUUAAAAAUGAGCUCGUUAAUCUGUUGGCUUGUGGCGGCUUAGAGUUAAGCAAAUGGAGUUCUAAUUGUUGGCCAGUCUUAGAAGGAACUAGUUCGGAACCCACAAUUUCUCUUGACCGUGACUCCUCUAAUAAUUGGACAAAAGUACUUGGAUUAAUUUGGAAUCCUCAUCGGGACAUUUUCUCUUACAAAAUCUCUAUGAAUGAUUCGUCGUCAACGCCCACGAAGAGGAAACUGUUGUCAGAGAUUUCCAAAAUCUUUGAUCCACUUGGCUUUCUGGCUCCUUCUACAAUUUUGUUAAAAAUGCUAUUAUGGUUAUGGGCGCAUUCAAUGAAAAUCGGAUGGGAUGAUCCCCUUCCUACUGAGGUAGCCGAAAAAUGGAUUUUGUACCGAGACGAAUUGUUUUUGUUUGAAAAAAUUGAGAUUUUGCGAAGAUGUACUUUCAGUGCUGAAGGCUUAGAACUGAUAGGUUUUUCUGAUGCGUCCGAGAAAGCAUACUCAGCGGUGGUGUACGCUAGAAGUUUUUCUGAAGACGGCCAAAUCGAAGUUCAACUUAUUUCUGCGAAAACUCGCGUCGCUCCAAUUAAACAACUUAGCAUUCCCCGUCUUGAGCUAUGUGGAGCUCUGCUUCUUAGUCGUUUGGUGCAACUUAUUCGGAAUUCUUUGAAUUGUAAAAUUAGUCAAACCUUUGCCUUUUGUGAUUCGCAAAUCGUGCUAGCCUGGUUUUCCGCUCCACCUCGUCGUUGGAAUACCUUUGUCGCUAAUCGGACCUCAGAAAUACUUGGUAUUCUACCCCGCUCUAAUUGGAACUAUAUUCGCUCUGAGGAAAAUUCAGCGGAUUGCGCAUCGCGAGGGGUAAUGCCAAGUAAAUUACUCAAUUUGGAAAUUUGGUGGAAAGGGCCGAAAUGGCUUUCAAAAAACUUUGAGUGUUGGGAUAUUGCUGCAGAGAGCGAAGAACUUAAAGAGGUACCGGAAAGUAGGAGGCAAAUUGUAGUUGCCAAUGUUUCGUGUGCCGAUGAAGACUUCCUGGAUAGGCUUUGUAAACGCAUUUCUUCGUGGGAUUGUGUAAUUCGUAUUGUAGCAGUAUUUGUUCGCCGAGCUAAAAACGGAAAACUUCCGGUUGAAGAACGAGUUCGAGGAUACCUUCGCUCCUCCGAAUUGCUUUAUGCUAAGCAAAAAUGUUUAAAGUGGGCUCAGAAAGAGUUUGAACCAGAUAAAGCGUCCCUAAAAGCAGAGAAAUCUGUCUUGUAUUCUUCCAAACUUUCUUCGUUGGCUCCUUUUGUUGACCAUGAUGGCCUACUUCGUGUUGGAGGUAGAAUUUCGAAGGCUGUCAAUACUACUUUUAGCAUGAAACAUCCUGUGAUAUUGCCGAAAAAUCAUCAAAUAUCAAAACUUAUUCUAACUAGCUUUCAUUUAAGAUUUCUGCAUGCCGGUGUAUCGGAGCUUUUCUCCAUAGUUCGCCAGGAGUUUUGGAUUUUAGGAAGUAGAAAUCUCAUAAGGAAGGUGGUUCAUAAUUGCAUUGGUUGUUUCCGUCAACGCCAAGCCACAUCACAACAGCUGAUGGGAGAUCUACCUUCUUCUCGGCUUUCACCAUCCUUCGCCUUUGACCAAACUGGAUGUGACUAUGCAGGGCCCAUCACUCUUCGCUUAGCCAGAGGAAGGAAUCCCAAAUUUGUAAAGGGUUACUUCGCGAUCUUUGUAUGCAUGACAACAAAGGCAUUGCAUUUGGAAGUGGUUAGCGAUUUGUCCACGGAUGCGUUCUUAGCGGCCUUGAGGAGAUUCAUCGCUAGAAGGGGGAAGUGUAGUAUUAUCUACUCGGACAACGGUACUAACUUCCGUGGAGCUGCAAGCAACCUAUCGGAUUUGUACGAUUUGGUUCGGUCCGAAAACCAUAAUGCACAAAUAUCAAGGACGUUAGCAGCUGACAGCAUAAGGUGGGAGUUUAUUCCACCACACAGCCCGCAUUUUGGAGGGCUUUGGGAAGCGGGCGUUAAAAGUGUUAAAACUCAUCUUCGUCGUGUUAUAGGGAACAAUAUUUUGACCUUUGAGGAAAUGACAACUUUGCUCUCUCAAAUUGAAGCCUUGUUAAAUUCUAGGCCACUUUGUUCUAUUUCCGAUUUUGAUUUGAACCCUCUAACUCCGUCUCAUUUUCUUAUAGGCCGACCGUACACAGCAAUUCCGGAGCCAAACUACCUUGAAGUUCCAGAAAAUCGACUUGGAAGAUGGCAGCUAGCACAAAACAUGCUGCAAGGAUUUUGGCGGCGUUGGCACAGCGAAUAUCUCACAUCAUUGGAACAACGUCCAAAAUGGCACAAGAAGACCAAAAACUUCGAAGUCGGUGACUUGGUUGUCGUCAAGGAACAAAAUUUGCCUCCAUCAAAAUGGGCUUUAGGACGAAUCGAAAUUCUUCACCCAGGGGAUGACGGCCUUGUAAGAGUGGUAUCUCUUCGAACCAAAAAUGGCAUCUUCCAACGCCCAAUAACAAAGCUGGCAAUCUUACCAUGUUCCUGA
This is a messenger RNA of Eupeodes corollae, 5085 nucleotides long. RefSeq lists its product as uncharacterized. The record is from RefSeq and is a predicted model, not a curated record. The transcript has 3 exons. Gene Ontology annotation, molecular function: nucleic acid binding; aspartic-type endopeptidase activity. Lineage: Eukaryota; Metazoa; Arthropoda; Insecta; Diptera; Syrphidae. Gene Ontology annotation, biological process: proteolysis; DNA integration. Bases 1 to 5085 code for a protein of 1694 amino acids.